AUGAAAAGAAAAUAUGACCAGAACUAUCGUACCGAGUGGGAGAAGGAUCCAGUGUUUUCAUUUUGGUUAUCAAGAUCCAAAGAUGACAGCAAUGCCGCUUUUUGUAAAGCAUGUAAUAUGAAAUUAGUUUCACGACUAUCUGUUCUGAAAGAUCACUCAAACUCUGUGAAACACUCAGUUUAUGGAUACUUUGCUUAUAGUAGCAAACGCCAGCGUGAAUUCCGAGAAUUCCAAAAUUUUCUUAAUUCUGAAAACCAUAAAAUUCUCCAGCAUUACGAUAUACGUUGGUUAUCACUUCAUGCAUGCGCCAACAGAGUUAUUGAACAAUGGAAUCCACUGCAACUUUAUUUCCGUGCAGAAUAUCUGGAAGAUAAAAAUAUAUCAGCUGAAUUUUUAGCUCAAAAUUUUGAAAAUGAUAUUAUCAAACUCUACUUUUAUGCCCUAGACUAUAUUUUACCUAUCCCAAAUAAAAUGAAUGUUAUUUUCCAAGGCGAGUACUCCACAGUGCAAAGAGUAUACAAAGAUUCGGCAGAUAUGCUUGUACUUCUUUUAAGUUGUUACAUGAAUAUAGGUUAUUUGAGAAGCACACACACUUCCGAAUUGGAUCCGACAUCAUCUGUAAAUUUUUUGCCUCUAUCAGAAAUAUACCUUGGAGUGCACGUAACGAAACUAAUUGAAUCAUUAGCUCAAGAUGUAAGACAAAAAACAGAAAUUACAACAUUCCUGCAACGAAUACAGUAUUUUUUUAUUAAACUUUGCGUUGAACUAAAGUCACGUCUACCUCUCAAUGAACUAUUUGAGCAAAUGCAAUUUCUUGAUCCACAAAACGUUGUAUACAAAGAAUUCACAAGUUUGGCCAGAAUUGUUUCUAAAUUUCCUAAUUUGGUUAAAGAAUCUGACAUACAAACAAUUGACUCCGAAUAUCGGGAGGUUAAAUUGGACAAAACAGUGGCCGAUCUGUUAGGAUCUGGAGGAAGUUCUAAUCCCACACCUAUGAGUUUGAACACAGAAAUGUUUUGGGGCCACAUUUCAAAAAUUACGAAGGCUGAUAGAACAAAGAAGUAUCCGCACUUGGUUAAUUUUGCAAAGGCUAUGAUGAUUUUGCCUCGCACUUGGUUAAUUUUGCAAAGGCUAUGAUGAUUUUGCCUAUGUCUAAUACAGCUUGUGAACGCCUAUUUUCUCAAAUGAACAAUAUAAAAACCGACUUGUGGAACAUAUUUAAAAAUGAAUAUGUUGCUGCAAUUCUACAUGUCAAACAGGCCGUUAAAGAAAAAGGUGGAUGCGUCAAUUUUACGCCAUCAAAAAAUAUGGUGAAGGCAGCACAAAGCUCGACAGUUCUAUAUAAAACAUGGACGCCACAUAAAAUUAGAAGUUAUAUUAUAAUUGGUUAAUAAAUAUUUGAAAUUAAUUAUUUGCCUUUUUUCUUCUUUUAAAUCCUGGUACAAAUGAUGACCUCAUCUAUUAGCAGAAUUUUGGAAUUAUUUACAAAAACAAAGCAGAUUUUAGCAGAAUUUAUACUAGUAACUGGCAUAAUGUUCGAUUUAAAUCUGGUCACACUGGGCGCAUCGUCCCAACCGACAGUGCAUAGAGUAACGACAGUGAUUCUCACGUCUUCACGUAGAUCGCAUGUCGCCUAUCGAUAACUUACUGAUUCCGUUAUUCUUUGUUUCCUGUAUUCGUUUUAUUUAAAUUCAGUUUCCAUCUUACUAUCUGUCUCACUAAUUAAUUCUCUGGACUAAAUCUUCGUCUGUGCUGUGCUACCUGCUUGUGCGUGUUCAAUUUAUUUUACGUAAAUAAAUAAUAAAUAUAGACCUUUGUGGUGCAAUUUAAAUUCAUAAAAACUAGCUAACCUAAAAUAACCUUUAUUAAAAUAAUAAUAAUAACAAUAUAUAUUCAUCCAUAUUUUCAAACAUUCCAUAUAUACUUAAUCAAUAUUCGUCAUAAAAAAUAUGGUUUUUGACUAUCAUUUUUAUUUAAUUCAAAGACGGAAUGUGUUAAAAUGAAAAAAAUGAAUGCAGUCGCCUACCAUAACCGAAUCUUCAAAAACUGAAAUCAAUCAACAGCUACAAAAUUAUGAAUCUGAUAAGAUGUAGUUUGAGACUAAUGAAACCGGAAGCAAUAUUUCAAUAGAAGACUAACAUUUUUUUUAAAGAAAACUGACUCCCGUACUAAUGAAGAAAAUUGAGACAAUAUUCGAGAAAAUAUCAUAGAAUUAAAUAAGGAAGAUUCCGUGUGUGGAAAAAGAAAAAGUGUGGCUACAAUUUUCUAGCCAUAAUAUACUCAGUUGUUUCCCUUGCAGAUUUAUAUUUCAGGACAGAUUGAAUGCCUCGAGGCAAGGGUCAAACGAAUACCCGGAGAAUGGACCGAUGUGUAGUGGGAUUGGAGGCAUGCAUGAGUGGUUAACCCAAGGGGGAUGGACCCCAUUAACAACAUUGCUUAUCCCUAUGGAGGUGCAACACAACAGCGUGGCCACCCUAACAGUACACGGGGAUAACCAGGUUAUCCACCGACGAAUUCUAUCUAGGAAGACUGAUGAACCUGAGAAUGUCAAAAGGUCAGUACAUAAAGUGGUUCUAGGAGAUGUUGCUGAUGUGUUUUAUGGGUUUUCAAUUAAAUAAAAGGAUAGUAUUAACAUUGGUUUAAUUGAGAGAUUAACACACUGAGAACAUAUUUAGAGCGACGACCAACAGAGUACUUCUUGUAUAGACACAGAGUAGUUAAUGUGACAGUUCACAUUACAAGAAAUGCACAGACUACGUAUAAAGGCUCAUAUUUAAAUACAACACUCUCACCAAAGGGGAAUGCCCACUCUCCAUAGUGUGCUAGGCCCAAGAUGGACAUCAAAUAUUACUAUAAAAAUGUACUGAUUCAAAUUCUUAAAUGUAUUGGAUAUCUAAAAAAUAUAUUGAAAUUGACGCCACUAUUAUAAAAAAUAUAAUAAAAUAAAAAUUCGUUUUGAGGUUAAUCUUAUAUAUAAAAUUCUCGUGUCACAGUUUUCGUUGCCAUACUCCUCCGAAACGGCUUGACCGAUUUUGAUGAAAUUUUUUGUGCUUAUCCGGUAUCUAUGAGAAUCGGCCAACAUCUAUUUUUCAUCCCCCUAAAUGUUAGGGGUAGUCCACCCCUACAUUUUUUUAUUUAUUUUUUAAACAAAAUUUUUAAUUUCUAUUUUUUUAUGAUACAACAUACAAAAAUACAUACAAUCCUCAAUUUUCACCCUUCUACGAUCAACCCUUAUUUUUUAAUAGCCAUUUUAGUAAUUUAAUCAUUUUUCCUCUCCGGUCGAAAACUGAUCAAUCGUCAUUUAAUUAGUUAUCCCCGCCAGAUGUCUACAGGUGUCACUUCUGACCCAGUAAACAGCAUGGAGUAGGGAUGUUACCUCUACAGUUUUCGGCUAUUAUUAGUGUUUAUGCUUCAAGCGUAGUAGUUAAACAUUUUUAGUUCAUCGCCUUGCAUGUCACAUGGAAAAUCUACAAAAAAAAUCCCUAAAGAUUUCACUAACGAUACAAUCACAAAUGUCGACGGAUAUCCAACAUAUCGUCGAAGGAAUCCAGAUAAUGGCGGACAAUCAUUUAUUAAUAACAUCAGCAACACAGACAUUGAUAUUGACAAUCGUUAGGUCGUGCCAUAUUCACCCCUGCUGAGCAAAACAUACAAUGCUCAUAUUAAUGUUGAGUUCUGCAGUUCUGUGAAAAGCAUCAAAUACAUUUUCAAUUAUGUCCAUAAAGGCAGUGACAUGGCGGUGCUUAGAGUGGAAAAUAUGAAUGUACCAUGGCACACCAACAUUCGCUUGAGGCGUUGAACAGGACAUUGAAAGAUAUUAAAAACAACGACAAACUAUUUGGUGGCACUCGGUUAGUCCUUUCAGGUGACUUUAGACAAACACUUCCCGUCAUUCCACGUUCAACAUACGCUGAUGAAAUCAACGCCUGCUUAAAAUCAUCGACAUUGUGGCGUAAUGUUGAAAUAGUACAGCUGAAAGUAAAUAUGCGCGUUCAAAUGCUUCAAGAUCCAUCCGCUGAAACAUUCUCAAAAAAACUCUUAAAUAUCGGCGAUGGAAAAGUCACUAUAGCUGAAACUGGAUACAUAAAAUUAGCGAAUGAUUUCUGCACUAUCAUUGAUUCGCAAGAUGCUCUCAUUGAACAAAUAUUUCCCGAUGUAAAAACGAAUUACAUAAAUCUCGAGUGGCUUGCAGAAAGAGAAAUGUUAGCUGUAAAAAAUGUGGACGUUGACAUUUUAAAUCUGAAGAUACCACAGUUAUUGCCAGGGGACUUGGUAUCAUAUAAAUCUAUUGAUACAGUUUGCGAUGACACUGAAUCUGUAAAUUUUCCAACAGAGUUUUUGAACUCACUGGAUUUGCCAGGCAUGCCACCACAUAACUUACAAUUGAAGGUUGGAUCUCCAAUUAUUUUGCUUCGUAAUUUGAACCCGCCACGGUUAUGCAAAGGUACGCGAUUAGUCAUUAAAAAAAUAAUGAAAAAAGUUAUCGAAGGCACCAUUAUAAAUGGCAAGUUUCGAGGUGAAAAUAUAUUGAUACCACGAAUACCUAUUAUACCCACAGAUGUGCCAAUUCAAUUUAAGCGUAUUCAAUUUCCGAUUAGAUUGGCAUUUGACAUGACUAUUAAUAAAUCCCAAGGCCAAACAAUGUCUGUUUGUGGCUUAGAUUUGAGCACACCAUGUUUUUCAUACGUUGCAUGCUCUCGAGUGGGUAAACCAUCAACUUUGUUUGUAUUAGCUAAAGACGGGCUAACAAAAAAUAUUGUUCACGCUGCAGCAUUAAGAGAUUAUUAUUAUGUAAUGAAUUAAUUAUAUAUAUAAUUAUUACUUUUAAUAAAUUAAAACAAUUAAUGUUUGGUGUUUUGUUAUUUUUAAACAACAUUCCCUCAUCGUUCACAGCGCUCCAGGCCUUUUUCACUCAUAUUCCACAUCCUUAUACACUUCCAAUAAGUUAGUCAUUUUUUUUCUACAUUAGAAAUUCUCUAUAAAUCUUAUAUAUGGCAAGACAACGUUUGCCGGGUCAGCUAGUUUUCUAUAUAAAUAAGUGUCGGAUUGUGAGAUACUUCAAGAACAUUUCUUUUCUUAAUGUUUAAGAUGUUCCUAAUGUAUUUUUAUCCAAUAGGGUAUAAAAAACACACUUAAUUCUUUAAAUAUCUAUAUUUUCUUCAUCUUCAUACACAAUUAGUAUCAUCUAAAAAUAGCAAAGGAGAGCAUAUAAACGGUUUUAAAUCUCGGUCAGGGUAAAACCACAAUUCGCACAAUGUUUUUAGUCGUAGUAUGAAACGUUAUUGAUAAAAGUAAAAUAAAUCGAAGAAAAAUCAAAACACAUCCAUUUUGUACGCAAGCACAACACCACAAGCAGCAAGCGAAGUGUCAGUCAGUCAGAUUAAAUUCAGUGUUGUCAGUAUAAAGAAAAAUAAUUACAUGAAAUUCAUAUAUCGAUUAUUUUUUUAAAUAACCGAUAAUUGAUUUAUAUCUUAAUCUUUUUUUUACGAGUACACAUAAUUUUUUAUGUUUUUAUUUUAGUUGUACAUAUUUAAAUAACAAUACUAGUAAAGUUUUUUUUAUUGCUUAGAUGGGUGGACGAGCUCACAGCCACCCUGGUGUUGCUAAGUGGUUACUCGAGCCCACAUACAUCUACAACGUCGCAAAUGCGCCACCCACCUUGAGAUAUAAGUUCUAAGGUCUCAAGUAUAGUUACAAGUUAAAGUCCAAUGGGUAUGUCUUCGAUGUUAUUUUAUGUGCAUAAAAUCCUUUAAAAUCGAUUGAUUAAUGACAAUACUUAAAAUGAUUUAUUUAUAUGUUUUAUUUAUAUACUCAAAAUAUUUACUUCAUAGUAAAAGGUUUUGAAGCUGGCAAUAUUUUUCUCGCAAAAAUAAAAAUCCUUGUUUUUUCAAUAGAGUUACUUUUUUUAAACUACUUAUUCUAAACUGUAGUGGCGCUUAUUUGUAAGAAAGUAAAUGCAUAUUUAUUAAUGACAAAAUUAAUGCACUAAGUAUUUUUUCUAUAAUCGAUUGUCCGCUUUGGGCCUAAAAUGGGCAUUCCCCUUUGAACCUUUCUCCUAAGUUUUACAACAAACAGUUACAACUAUUAAAACAUUACUUACUAAAACUCAUAUGCACUGUACACACAACAUAUUCCAAAUUUAUAGGAACAGAAGCAACAACAAAGAUGUUAUUAUUAUAACAAAAGCAUAUUUUUAAUUUCCUAACUUAUGCACACCUAUUUUAUCUCUAAAAUACUGAAAUUUAUCUCUAAGAAGAGCUUUAGUAAACAAAUCAGCAUAUUGCUCUUUUGUACAUUGUUCCAUGUGCAUGACAAUCCUGGCAUCCCAAAAAAUCUAAAAUAUAAGAGAUAUUAAUUAUAGUGAACUAUGUUUUACAAAUUAGACAAUUCAAAAUAAUUGUAGUUCUAUGUACCUAGUCAGGUCAUAAAUUGUCACAUGUUUAAUGUAAAAUAAUUGAAACAAGUUUAUUCAUUAUGUAAAUACCAAAAUGAACUUAACAAAACAUAGAUUCUUAUGACACUAAAGUUUAUUCAAAAUGACCUCCGUGAUUUUGAAUACAGGCCUUCAAUCUGCGCGGCCAGUCGUCUAUCGCAGCACGAACGAGAUCCAUGUCAAUAUCGGCGGCUGCCUUAAUCAAGGAUGUCUUGAUUGACUCCAAAUUGGGAUGAGGCUUUGAGCACGCCUUUUCCUCCAAGUGUUGCCAUAUCUUGUAAUCUAACGGAUUCAAAUCUGGACUGGAGGAGGGCCAAUCUUCGUGCCGGAUGAAGUCGAUUUCACGCGCCGCCAGCCAGUCUUGUGUGCUCUUCGCUCUAUGAGCUGGCGCCGAAUCUUGUUGGAAUACCCAGUGCCUGUUAUUGGACAUGGUAUGAGAAACAGGUUCCACAAGGUUCGUCAGGACUGUAUUUUGAUACACAGCUGCAUUCGUUUUUACACCUUUCUCACAAAAAUGUACCUCUGUUAAGUCCCAAUAAGAAACUCCCAACCAUACCAUGAGCGAGGAUGGAAAAUGACCUCGUUGGACACGCGGAAUACGGUUACUCGCUUCUUCACUACUGUGUGCGUACACCUUAUCAUUUUGUUUGUUGUAGCUCUCUUCUACGGUAAGAUUUUUUUUCCCGCGUACCACUUCAACAAAGCGCGGCAUCUCUUCAGUCUCAGGUCCAUUAGACGAGCAUUCAAACGAUGUCCUGUUUUUCUUCGAUAUGCCCGAAGCCCUAAGUCUUCAUUUAACACCCUUUUCACCGUGGUUCUGCUUAACCCCAUCUGAAGGGCCAACAGUUUCUGCUUACGUUUGGGAUUUCUUUGUUUUCGCGCCUUCACAGCUUUUAUCACUGCUGGAGUCCUAACAGACCGAGGGCGACCACUUCUUGACCUGUCAUCUACACUAGAGUCUUCAUUGUAUCGUUUGAUGGUACGAUAAACGAAUCUUUUGGUUAUAUUCAAAUUUUUCAGUAUGUUAAAAAUUUGAAUUGGCGCGUAACCGCAACGAUGCAACGCAAUAACUGCAACACGGUCUUCUUUAAGCGUCCACUCCAAUAUUUAAAAAUGAGUAAAAUUCUAAAAGUAUACAUUUUUAUUUUCAUGAACAAUUCGAAAUUCGAAUUCAAUAAACUUUUUGUGGCCAGCAUUCUAAAAGAAAAGUUUUUACUGUGUGACAAUACUUAUGACCUGACUAGUUAUUGUAAACAUUGUAAAGAUAAGAUUUUAAUUACCUUUUAUCUCACUAAAACUGUUUUUAGGCAGAUCUUUGGUAUCAACAAUGUGAAAACAGUUAAUCUGUUAUAGCCACUUUUUUUUUCCCUAUUUUAAUUUUAAUUUUAAUUUGUUCUUAACUAUUCCUAUUCUAAUUUGCGAACAUAUUUUCUAUGGACUUAUUUUACAACUAUUUUUAACAUAACUAUUUAUUUCUAACAUAUUUAUUUUUAACUAUUCUAAUGAUUAUGUCCGUCGCGAACAUCCUCCCGCCGUGCAGCGCCGUUCACGUCGCUGCAUCCUCCUUGGUGAGCGACGGACCUCGUGGGCAGCACGAUGAUUUUCUUCGCCGGGCGUCUCAGGAUACCGCCGGCGGUGCGCACGUUGACCACUCGGGUGAUGCCGUCGGCCCCCGGGUAAACCUCCUCGAUGAUCCCGCGUGGCCAAGUGUUCCGUGGGAGCGUUCCGUCCGCAAUGAUUACGACGUCGCCUAUCUUCAGGGCGUCCCCGCGGCUGUAGGGCUCCCGCCACUUCUGCAGGUUCCGCAGGUACCUCCGGAGCCAGCGACUCCAGAACACGUCUGCCAGAGGUUGAGCUGCGCGCCAGUGUGCGCGCCCCAUAAGGUCGGCGUCGUCAAACUUGCCCGGCACGGGGACUCGCGCCGGACCUCCCAGCAGGAAGUGGUUCGGUGCCAGAGGGUCGGGGUCGUCGGCGCUCACCGAUACGUGGGUGAGAGGUCGGCUGUUUACUGGGAACUCUGCCUCUGCUAGCAGAGUGUGAAAGAUUUCGGGCGUCGGGUGCCUCGGCUGUUCCGUGGCCGAGAGCGCGGCCUUUACUGCCCGCACCAUUCUUUCCCAUGCGCCGCCCAUGAAGGGCGCGCCCGGUGGGAUGAAGCGCCACUGGAUGAAUCUUGAGCUCCUCGUGCUCGGUGGCCUUGUCCAAGGCUUGGCGCAGCUCCUUGUCUGCACCCCGUAAGUUGGUGCCGUUAUCGCUCCAUAUUUCCGUUGGGGCUCCCCGGCGCGCAAUUAUGCGCCCGAGCGCCAUCACCGCUGAGUCACUGCUGAGGGUCGCUGCCGGUUCCAGAUGUCCGCACGCGUCGUGAGACACGUGAAGAUAGCCACGUAGUGCUUUUGUGUGCUUCUGGUGGUGACUUGAUAGGGCCCGAAGUAGUCGAGGCCUACGUACGUGAACGGUCGCCGAUGGUGUGCCAGUCUGCUCGGUGGGUGGUCGCCCGUGGCUUGACACGGUGGUGUGUCCUUGCGGAUACGACACGGGAGACAAUUGUGUAUCACGCUUCGUGUCACUGGGCGAAAGCGUAAGACCCAGUACGACUGUCGGCAGUAGCUUCGUUUCCGGCGUGGUGCAUCUUCCUAUGGACGAAGUCUAUUAGAAGCCUCGUUUCGUGGCGGGAUCCGUCUAGCACGAGGGGCGAGGUGAUGACGUCAGCUCCUUCGAUGUUGCCGAUGCGUCCGUUUAUUCUGAGCAUACCGUCCGUGUAUGUUACGGACAAGCUUCGCAAUCGGCUCGCUGGGGAUACUUGCUUCCCUCGUUGGAGCGCCAAAAUCUCCUCUUCGAAGGCUGCCCGCUGGCUUAGACGCCAAUGAGCAUCUCGGCGCGUCGUAGUGUGUCGGCGUCCAAGGUUCUAUAUUGAAUGACCGCGUGCUUUGGCGUCCGCGGUGUGUUCAGCGGUGUCUUCGAAGUCAUUUUCUUAAUAUUUUUCUCCCACGUCGGAUCCGAGCGCGGGUUCCGUCUGGUCCUCUUAUAAUAAGUGCGGUCACGACUCCUGCGGCAUAGGUCGACGAAUUGCACUAUUCGCCCCGUUGCACGCAGUUACUUCUCCCACUUGGAAAAGCGUCUUGGAUCCGGGAUUGCUUCGCCGAGGCUCUCUCUGCUCACGGCGAGCGCUGCGCACUUUUCUUCGCCCGUAGCUUCUGCUCUUUUUGCAGUCCGUUGUACGGGCCAAUCAUCCGGAUGCCGUCUUAGGUAUUCCGGGCCUAUGAACCAGCGGUGGUUUCCUUCAAAGCCGACGGGUAUUACCCUUGUGGCGUCGUCGGCGACAUUUUGUCUGGUGGGGACCCAGCGCCAUUCCUCCACAGUGCUGUUCUCCUCUAUCGCUGCAAUGCGGUGAGCAACGAUCGGUCGAUACGACCUCGAUCCCGUUCGUAGCGAAGUCAGCACGGUGGCGCUGUCGGUCCAGAACACUUUCGCGUCUGGUUUUCGGUCGUGUUCUUCUGUGACAGCCGCGGCCAUGCGGCUGCCCAUUACGGCGGCUGCCCAUUACGGCGGCUUGUAACUCGAGGCGCGGUAUCGAGGUGAGUUUCAGGGGCGCGACUCGGGCUUUGGUGAGUACGAGGGAGGUCCUGAUCUCCUCGUCGGGCAUUUCGGCGCGCCAGUAUAACGCGGCGGCGUAGGCGGACUCACUGGCGUCUACGUAUGUGUGGAGCUGGAGGUCGGCGGCGUCUGAGUAGCCGGGAUAGCAGCGCGGCACUGAGACUUCGCGCAGGCGUCUUAAGUGGUCGAUCCACUCUCUCCACAUCGCGCAGAGGUCUUUGUCGAGGGUGGAGUCCCACGCCGUCCCUCGGCGCCACGUUUCUUGCAGGGUUUUCUUCGCUCCGACAGUGACUGGCGAUGCGAUGCCUUGGGGAUCGUAGACGGACAUCAUUAUGCGCAGAGCCUGUCUUUUCGUAGGCGCGCUGCUCUCCAACACUUCUUUUGAGAUUCGCGCCAUGUCCAGGUUGAAGGCGAGGACGUCUUCAGCAGGUCUCCACAUCAGGCCAAGCACUCGUUCUAUUUCAGUUCCAUCGGACAGCGUCACACUUGUAGGUGGGGGUUUCGUCGGUCAUGUGGCACCGUACCUUCUCAUUGUUCGAGGUCCAUUUGCGCAAUUCAAAAUGGCCUUGCCGGUGUACUUCCCUUACCUCGUUUGCGAUCCUGAUCGCGUCUUUGCUUGUCCGGUAACUUCCAAGGUAGUCGUCCAUGUAGUGGUUACGCACGAUUGCGUCGGCGGCGUCCGGGUACUGCAGUCGGUAUUUCUCUGCGUUGGCGUUCUUCACAUAGAUGGCGGUCGCCGGCGCGACAAGCCGAAGAUUAUGGAUCCCAUCCGGUACUUUGUAGGCUCUUGUAAAGGGUCCUCCCUCCACAAGUACCGGAGCGCGUCGCGGUCCUCGCCUCGGACGCCUAUUUGCAUGAACAUCUCCACGAUGUCCGCUGAGACGGCGACGGCGUGCUGCCUGAAGCGCAUCAUUACUCCAGGCAGCGACUGCAGCAGGUCCGGGCCGGUGAGCAGGAAGUCGUUCAGACUCUUCCCUCUGGUCUUCGUGCAGCGGCAUCGUGCACGACGCCGCUGCGAAUCUUCUUCGGUUUCAUCGGAUGCGUCACGCCGAAGUGUGGCAGGUACCAGGUUCGGUCCUUCGUACCCGUCGACGAAGCUACUUCGGCGUAUCCCUUCGCUAUCAGUGCGUUCAUAUGUUGCCUGUAGCGCUCUUUCAAAUUUGGAUCCUUCUCCACGGACGUGAGGCGAUUUAAUGCUUCAAAGUUGUUGGGCAUCUUUGAGUUCUCUUCACGCCACAGCAGUACGGUCUCGUAGCGGCUGUCGGGUUGCUGUUGAGUGGUCUCUCGCAGGAUCUUCAGCGCGCGCUCGUCUGGGUCGUUCUUCGAUGUCUUGGCGGCGACGGUGAGUCCCUCGAUCGCGAAGUAGUGCCUGAGGGCUUCGUCCAUGUUCGCGUCGGCCGUCGUCGCGUGUGCCACGAAGUUGACGCGCUGUCUCUUGCCUCCCGGAUGUGCUCCGUGCACGACCCACCCGAGCGGAGUACGAGACGCCACUGGUUGAUCGCGUCGUCCCGUCCGCAUCUCCUCCGUCACCAGCAGGUGCCAGUUGUCUUGGCCGAUCAGUAUCUUCGGCGAGGCGUAGCUCGUUUUGAAGUGAUGGCGGAGGUCGGUGAGGUGAUGGCACGACGCGAGGACUUCGUUGUUCAGUCGCUGUGGUGUCAACUUCAAGCCGUUGACUGUCCGUAGGUGUAAUUCUUGCGGUUCCCCCGUGCGUCCGCAUAACUUCAGCGGGACGCGUCGUGAGCGUGUUGCGUCUAUUGUUGUCCCCGAUGGCAGUGAUGAAGAGGUUCGACCGGUCCUUUUGCGCCGACUCGUCUCGCGAAGUCAUCGUCGAUCAACGAGAUGGUUGACCCGUCAUCCAACAGAGCCCACGUAUCCGCUUCUCCCGCCGGUCCGAUGACAGUGAUUGGCCCCAUCUUGAGUUAGGCUGUCGCUGCUGUCUCAGACCGUGUGAGCACCAUUUCUUCUAUCUUAAAUUUUCUUUGGUCUUCCCCAAACGAAUCCGGCUCUCGAAGGACCAAUAUUCCGGACGGCCACCGCUCAGGUUUCGGCCACCACGUGUGAUUUUUAGACUUCUUACGUUGAAACGUGGCAGCUCGAGUAUUGCCGCAGUGGAUGUCGCAGAACGGGUGCUGGGGGAAAAUAACGAAGGCUCAGUAUGGCGUUCACACGGUCCUCGUGGCUUGACCGGCGCAGGGCGUAGGCGCGAGUCUCUUCUUGUUUGUUCUUCUCUCGGAGAGGUCUUGACUCGUCGGCUCGCUGUCUCCAACUGAAUUUUGCAGCGAGGUAGGCCCUCUAUUUAUGGCAACCCACGCGCGCUCGUCUAGUACUGUGAUAAAUUCGAGACGCGGUGGGUGUCUAUUGUUCUCUUGGCCGCCUCGCUCGCUCUAUUGUUUGCCCAGUCGCUCUAUUAGUGCUCGCUCUAUUGUGUAAGGUUUAUGAUUAUUUAUAUUAAUAUGAUUAUAUAAAGUCCUAUAGAUAUUAAGAAUUAUUAUUAAAUAUGAGGUUUGUAUUGCAAAACAUUUAAAUAUUAUUGUUUAUUAGUUGCUCAAUUGACUGCUUUUAAAGUCACGUGACUAAGCCACGUGACCAGUCAAGAGGGGAUAGCCGGCUGAGACAUAUUUAAAAGAGAAUGCAGGCGGUCAGAGCACAGGGCGCCAAAUCGUCGGUGCGCCCAGUCACGGCCGGAGUUCCCCAGGGAAGCGUCCUGGCUCGUCCUCUACGCUCUGUUUACCAAUGACAUUCCCACGCUCGAGGGCAACCUCCAAGCGUGGGAAGCCGAUGUGAAGUUGGCGCUGUUUGCCGACGACAGCGCCUACUUCGCGUCAUCGAACUUCCCCUCAGCGGUCAUCUCGAGGAUGCAGAGGUUGUUGGACUUGCUACCCCAGUGGCUGGACCGAUGGAGGGUCGCGGUCAACGUGGGGAAGACCGCGGCAAUUCUUUUCGGUCCGGUCCGUACAAGUCGUCCCGGGACAGCUCAGUCUCCGUGGAUUCAAUGUCGAGUUUGGAUCCCGCGUCCGGUAUCUGGGGGUCAAUAUCGACCGGAGUUUGAGGAUGACCGCCCACGCCAUGUCGGCGUUGGCGGCCGCUCGCAAUGCGAGGUAUCUCCUCCGGCCGGUUUUGUCCUCCAGACUUCCGGUCAGGACCAAGCUCGGCAUUUACAAGACAUAUGUCCGUUCCCGUAUCACGUACGCAGCUGCGGCCUGGUAUCACCUUAUCCUACAGAGUAUGCGGGAGGGGUUGCAGGCCCAGCAAAAUCUGGCUCUUCGCGCGAUACUAGGAGCAGGCCGUUACGUCAGUAAUGCCGUAAUCGCCCGGGAUCUGGAUGUGGAGUCGCUCGAGGAGUUCAUCCGGAGGCUAGCUCGUAAUCUUUACGAGCGGGCUGACGGUGGACCCCACGAGCACCUCCGCAAUUUAGCUCCCUUGCACGCCAGACCACCUGAUGGUCGGGCGCUACCAAGGGAGCUACUGGAACCCCCUGCUAUGGCAAGAUAGUCGGCUUAACCGGAGUGAUAUGGGAGUGCUCAUAAUGAGUGCCCCCAUGAGGACUAAGCUGUCCACACUCAUCAUUCCCCCCACAUUGUUGGGUGCUCCCUAAUGGGGACCCUUUCUACCACCCCCGUGGGUGCCCCCCCCCGUCAGGGGAGUGGUUCUUUCAUGUCGGUCCUCCCCGCUUUAGUCUUCCCCUUAUGGGGAGAUUCUGCGGGUGAGCGUCAAACCAGUGCCGCGGCUCCCCCUCUGUUUUGUAGAGGAGGGGCCGCGGCAUGGGACCGGUGGCGGGCCCCGGAUUAGUUGCUGACUGUUGUCCAGGCUUGUAAAUAAUGUAUAGUUAGUUUUAGUUAGUUAGUAGUUAGUGUAGUUAGAUUGUAAGGUAGAUUGUAAGGAAAAAAAAAACGAAGCAGAGGACAGCAGCCGGCGCCGGGGUGCGUCGUCCACGGGCAUCGCUCCUCCUGCAACAUCAAGCCCAUCGUAUUACAUAUAUGUAUAUAUUUUUUGUCGAUGUGAUUGUGCCGAGCACGCUGCGAACAGCCCCCCCUCCCCCUAAUCCCGUCUUGCAUCCAUUCCACCCCUGCCCUGUGUGGCAGGGAGCUUCGUUCCGGGCAAUGGGGUCUACCCCGAGGCCCGUUUCGUGCCCCCGCAAGGGAGCACGACGACCCCGAGUAGUAGUCAGAGCACAGCAUUCAUUGAUUUCAUUUUCGAUUCAGGUUUCACCAGUGCUCUGAGGAACAUUACCGUAGUCGUGCUGUGCGGAAAAGUGCAUCCCAGUGCCAGUGUGAUUGAUCCAGUUCGUUGUCCCGGUGCGGAGACGUGCCGGCCAACAAGAACAAGGACCCGGGAACAGGUAAGUGGAUCGACACUUCUUUCUUUAAACACCAGUUUAAUACGGGUAGGUGUCGACCAGCCUGUGAAAGCUGCGUCGCCGUUUUAUUUGAAUAUAAAAUCGGCGAACGUUAGCGCUACUGAGUCUGGCCUCCCUGUGUCACUCCCAGUCCUCUCCUACUCUUCGGGGUUAGGCGGGGCGGUCGCUAAGCCCGGUUAAUUGGUCUAGACAUAAGGUUGAUGGCGCCGGAACCCCUGUAAUACCAGUUUUAGUAAAUUUAGUGAAAUUUAGAAUAGCUUAGAUUAGCCUCAUUAUUAUUUCAUACAUUUAGAUUAAAUUAACUUAGACCUUGUAAAAUAGUAUUGUGUAAUAAGUGGCGCUGCUGUAGCUAGUUUUAGCUUUAUUGAAUUUUUUUUUCUUCUUUUUUUCACAACUACCCACAUUUAUUAAAACUUUUUUAAGCAUUUCAAUUUUACGUAGAAUUGAAUUCUGGUAUACCGGCCGACUUUAUUAAGUAGUCACUUAUUAGAUUUAGUUAAUUUUACUUACUUAGUUCCUCGUUAUUUGUAGUUUUAGUGGGGUGCUGGUAGGGUGUUCCCGCUAUCACCUUUGUUUAUAGGUUUUACAAGUGUUAUUUGUUUAGGUUGUAGUUUAUGUUAUUUAGCAUUAUUUACUUUAAUUAUUUGGUUGACUGGGUUGCUUCACCUGGGUUGCUUCACGGGUGUGGCUGACUGGAAAGGUGGGAUUUUACGGUACCGGAAUUUUUUCGGAACCGUCAAAUCUGUGGCCUCCGGUCUGUCGAUAUACGCUGGAGUAGUCCAUGUUAACCGGGUAUAGGAAUAGGUAUACUUAUAUAUAUAUUUACACACUCUUCGGACUAGGUCUCCAUUCAAUCCUACAAUCUACCCCCAACGACAGCGUUCUGGUCUGUGCGUCCGGCAGACCCGAUCGAGCGUGCAGCGAUGCGUCCUGGAAGGCGAUGCUCGACUUCUGCGAGUCCACCAUCUCGCAGAAGGAGGCGGCGGAGCGAGAGAGGGAGAGCUCUUCCCAUUCCGCACCGAUCCGUCGCCGUCGAGCCGGAGGCUGGAGGCGGGAAUACGCCCGUACGUCCCGGCCCCUGUAGGUAGCGGCCUCCCCCCGGUGAAGGUCAAGGGGCGACCUGAGGGAGUGAGGCCGCGCGGCGCGCUACCAGCACUCUAGCGCGCUGCCGUGGAGUGAAUAGAGCGACCGGUCGACGGUGUAUCGCGUCCUGACCCGACAGGCUGGUUCUGGUCCAGCGGGGUAUUCCGGGACACCAGCGGCACCGUCUGGGCGGCCCGACGGGCUGCCGUACCGAGACGGCCGACGUUUCAGAGCCUUCGAUUCGCCUGGAAGGCUCCGUCGGCUGGGCGUCCUUGGGGUGAGCCGCGCCGUCUGGUUGUAGUGUUGACCGCGGUAGCCCCCCUACCUCAUCCGGGUUCUGACCUCGGAGGGGAUCGGACGUCGGGUGUAAGAGUGCAGGGGAGUCGUUUAGUGGGUGGGUCCUAAAAUCCUUGGGCCCGCGGUCUGCUCACAACACCAUGCAGACCGUUGAGUCUCACAUACCCCGCGCGCCCCUUUUGCGCGGGGACCUCGCAGGAGGUUCGGCCCUCUACCCGAAAAAAAAAAAAGGGGUAACCUCUUGUAUUCGUUGUACGUUUUUAGUUUUUUUUUACCACACUAAACACAUUUGCGAGUAUUGACUGCGUAUCCGUGGAGUGGUGGUCGGGUUGGAGGGCAGAUCUAUUGGGUUCCAAAAUAGACAUAGGCGUGACCCAAUAAGGGUCGGCUCCGGGAGCCGGCAGGCUGAGGGGUCCCCAUCCGGACCGGGUCUGGCACCGACUUUGGCAAUCGCCUCCCCACGAAAACCCCCCUCCCUCCUCCCCCUCAUCAAAAUGAUGAAAAGGUGCAAAGCCCCUGACGAGGACGGUAUAACUCCCCCUGCACUUACUAAUCUCCCUCACUCAAUCGUGUCAGCAAUGACACGGAGGGUCGUUCCUUCUUUGUCGCGGUCGAGAACGCACGGUCCUCCGUGCGUGCAAUAUCGGCCGGGGUCCCACAGGGUAGUGUUCUAUCUCCUAUCCUCUACGCCCUCUAUACGAACGAUAUUCCCACGCUGAAGGACAACCUUCGAGCGUGGGAGGAGGACGUGAUGUUGGCACUGUUCGCUGACGACUCUGUCUACUUCGCGUCCUCCCCGUUCCCAUCUGCAGCCAUAAUGAGGAUGCAGAGGCUUCUGGACUUACUGCCCCAGUGGCUGGACCGUUGGAAAGUCGCGGUCAACGUGGGUAAGACUGCGGCGCUCCUCCACGGUCCGCUCCGUAUCAGAGUCGUCCCCAAGAAGUUCAAUCUCCGAGGUGUGAAUAUCGAGUUUAAGCCGAAGGUCCGGUAUCUCGGGUGCGACAUCGACCGCUCACUGAGCAUGGCGGCGCACGCCAGCCGAAUGAUCGGUUCGGCGAGCGCGGCCAGGUUCAUGCUGCGGCCGGUGCUGGCGUUCGGGCUUCCGACCAGGAUUAAGCUCGCUAUUUACAAGACAUAUGUCCGCUCCCGCCUCACAUACGCUGCUGCGGCCUGGUACCAAAUACUGUCGCCGUCCCAGCGAUCUAGGUUACAGGCCCAGCAGAAUCUUUCCCUCCGUAAUAUCGUCGGGGCCGGGCGGUACGUCAGAAAUUACGUUAUCGCCCGGGACCUAGAUGUGGAGUCGCUCAUGGAGUUUGUAAUUAGGCUCGCACGUAACAUGUACGAGCGAGCUGCAGCCCCCAUGAGCACCUCCGCAAUAUAGCCCCGCUGCACGCCAGACCACCUGAUGGUAAGGCCCUGCCGCGGGAACUAUUGGUACCCCCGACGAUCGUUCGGAUUUAAAGAUCCUCAUCGGCUGUGAGGCCGGAGAGGACCUAUGAGUGUCCCCGUCGUGAUGGGUUUCACCUGUGACCCCACAACCGUUUACCGGUCUGGCGGGUUCCCCUUCAGGGGCCUGCACUAACGCUCCCCGGUAAGAGCGCAAGCCCGCCCCUUCACGUAAAGGAGGGUGCUUAUUACAGCCCCACCAAGGGGCCUGACGCCGAGCUGCAGCCCUCUUCCCCCGCCUCCGUGGAUUGUGCGGAAUUGUGGAGGAGAGGGCUCCAUCGAGGCGAAAAGUCAAGUGGUCUACCCCCACCGUUGGGGUGGAGCCCCCUCCUCUUUCCCGGGGGCUGUCUUUUUUUCUCUCGCCUGGGGGCCGGAAUGCGGUCUCCCCACCCAGCAAGUCCAAGUGCGACGCCGUCGACGUUGGGAGCCGGAUUGGGCCUCCGCCGCAAUUUUUGCCGCGGGGACUCAACUGGAUUGAUCGGCCUUCCUCCUAUCCUAUGCAUGUUAUUAUCUAAUUCAAUCUCAAAGCAAUUGUUUUGACAAUUGCUCUUCGAUGAUUGUUGUAAUGAAUUUUCGCUUGCUCCUUUUAUUGUUUUUGUUGUGUUUGUAUUUGUUUUUGUGUUGUUAAUAUUUCUAAAGUUUAGGUCAUUGUUAUUGCCAUAUUGGCCUGUGAGUGUCCUGGAAGGCUGACCUCGCAUCGCCGGCGGCGUCGCAAAUCCAUCUCCCCCUUCCGUAGCCGUUAAGACCAACAGUGUGAAAUAUACAAAAAUAAUAAAAGGUAAAAAAAAAAAACCCUCAUUACUGCGGGACCCAAAAUUUUUGGGUAACCAGGAAUGAAACGGAGAAAAAACAACCUCACGGGGGACUGCGGACGGUCGGCGACGGCGGGCGGAGCGGCAGCGGCUGGGGAAGAAGAGGAAGAAAAGGGAAGAACGAAGAUAACAUCUGGGGGGGCGUCCAUCCCUCCCCUACUUCAUGGGGGUAGACCCGCCCCAUCAUCAUCAUCAGCAUUAUCAUUAUCAUCAUCAUCACUCCUACAUUAACAAAAAAAAAAAAAAGGACUACCUAUCGAACAUACCAUCACCUCAUUAUAUUACUUCAUUACCUUUAAAAAACGGCCAACAGGCAAAAACAUCACCCCUGCCUCGUUAGGCAGGGAGACCAAGCCCGGGUAGAGGGGAUUGCCCCGAGGCCCGAUCCGUGCCUCCGCAAGGGGACACGAUGACCCAACGACGUCAGAGCACAGUAGUUGAAUAAGACGCAUCAAUGUAAAAUUGGUAGAUUAAAUCAGAGUGUGAAUAAAGUUAGUCUGUGUAAUUUAUAUGUCUGACACCCAAAAUGUCAGAAGCGGGAUAAAUAAGGCUCUAGAAAACUACCCUUACUACGCCCACGGCUCGGUAAAACGUAAGUUUAAUUAUUUACAUGUGAUUCAGUGAUCUUGCUGAAGGACAAGAGAGAAUGCAAUGUUGCUGACGAGGAUGUCGAAGACAGAGCGAAGUGGAGGAGUAAAGUCAGGAAAGCUGACCCCACCACCAUGUGGGAUAAAUAGCUGGGAAGAGAGAGAGAGAGUGAUUCAGUGAUAUUGAAAAUUCUGGUGGUUGUGAUUUUUUUUUAUACUUAUAUGAAUUUUCUUUGUCUUGCUCCUCUUCAUAUUACAAUCUGCGCUGAAGUAAUUUUUUUUAUGAUUGCCUUGUAACCGUUCAGUGUGAGCGCACCGAACAAUCGACCACGUAAUGAUCACAUGUGCGAUUGGGUUGAAUAAACUAUAAAUGACGAUUAUAACUUUGACUUAAUAUUUAGUAAAUCUAUUAGCCAGUACCAGUUUUAUAUUUCACGUUAUUUGAAAUAGUAUUUGUUACACGUAAUUAAACUUAAAACAACAAAUUCAUUCUACCCACCUACCGUUUUAUUUGCAUGGUGACGAAAAAGUUAACGGUUUUAUCCGUUCUAUUAGAAUCUAACGACACUCGUUAUUACAUUACAUAAAUGUAUUAGAAUGCGUCAGGUCUUUGGAAAUACAUGAUUUUCGAUGAAUGCACAUACAUAAUAAUUUCUUUUUUGUUCCCCGUUCCACGAGAAGAGUAUUUAUACAAUUUCCUCUUCUAGCUUUUCGGAAUGUACCCGAUAUUAUGCCAUUCAUAUAUGCCAAUAACCCUAUUCUACUUUUUGCAAUUAUUAAUCCCGGUUAAAGCAGUUUAUAAUUAUCAUCAUUCUAAGCUCCACAAUGUGAGUUUCAGUUACGCUCAUCAUCUGUGACAUGGAGGACGACACUAGCCGAGGGGAAGGGUCUAAGUGCUCGGCUAGUAUGAGGAAGUGGCUUAAUCAUAAAAGGAGCUCAUGUGCUUAGUCGAGGGGAAGGACUAACACAUAGGGAAUAAUCAAGUAGCAUCCGAGGCUAAGGAUGUAGGUCACAUGUGCUUAGUCGAGGGGAAGGACUAACACAUGAGAGUGACCAAGGAGCAUCCGAGGCUGAGGGUGUAGGUCAACAGGAAGGGAUUAGGAGGAUGAGCUCGAGGAUAGAGCAAGGAGCAUCCGAGGUUAGGAUGUAGGGUCCAUGUGCUUAGUCGAGGGGAAGGACUAACGCAUGGGAGUGAUCAAGGAGCAUCCGAGGCUGAGGAUGUAGGUCACAUGUGCUUAGCCGAAGGGUCGAAGGGAUGGACUAACACAUGGGAGUGACCAAGGAACAUCCGAGGCUGAGGGUGUAGUAGGUCAACAGGAAAGAAUAAGAGGAUGAGCUCGAGGAUAGAGCAAGGAGCAUCAGAGGUUGAGGGUGUAGGCCAACAGAAAAGGAUGAAAACGACAAGGACAGGACAGAGGAGACGGCGUGCGUCUUCCUCUUCAGGAUCUAAUAUGGGGUCACCGCAGCUUAAGCGUGGUAAGGAGGACGAUUGUUCGGAUCAAAUGUAUUAUUAGAUAAAUUAUUUACCUCGACUGAGUGGAAACAAAAACUUAUAGAAUCUUUUCUCCAAAGCGAGGACUAUGCUGAGUUACUGCAUAAUAUGUUGGCAAAAAUGGUUAAAUACGGUGAGUCGCUAGAACACUACUAUUAUGCAAAAAUAAACUUGUUAGAUCAUUGCAAAAUUUAUGGCAAGGAAGCGGUAGACUGUUUACUGUAUGGGGCUAAAGAUCGUGCCGUUAAAAUCGGUGCUGCAACCUGAGCUAGUACUCAAAUACUUUAGGACCGUGAAGGUAGGCAAAGUUCGUAGGCAAAAAAAAAAACAAAUCAGUCCGGCACAAGCGGAACGAAAUAGGUCACCCUAGCUUUAAAUGUGCAAAACCUUUCAUGAAGUGUACAACCUGCAGGAGGAUUGAUCUCAGGUGAUUAACUAAAAUAAAACUCCGUUUAAUAAAGACGAUAGUGAGGCCUAAGAUACUCGUUCUUGUACAUUAUUUUUAUCUAACUGUCGAUGAUCGCGCUAAUGAUAAAUAUAACUGGGUAUAAAGAUUAACAACUCAGGGGUCAAGUGACAUGUAGAUUUUGGGAGUCCUUGCUCAUUAAUGAGACAUAGUACCACUAAGGAUUUGAACCUGAAUUUUUAUGUGAGUGAAGGUAUGCCGGUAUUAAAAAGAAUAGGAGGAAAUGAUAUUGCCCUUUUGUUGUAGCUACUGUGAAUGUAGAUGUUCAAGGAUUAAAAAAAAAAAAUUGGAAUAUAUAGUGAAAGAUUAUCUACAUUACUCGGACAUUCCUUUACAAAGAAGCCUGAUAUUAAAAUGACUAAGACUCCGACUGAGAUUGUAGUUGAAAGACUCACGUGUAAUUAAGACUCGUAGUGGAAAAUGACACUAAAAUAGAUGGUAACGUUGUACGUCCCAUCAUUGAUGCUAAUAGGCAGGGAACACAGCCGAGGACAGGCAGGAAUAGCGCAAGAUACAGGAGAAAGUUGAUAGAGGAGGCCAUGACCCUCAGCGCUGAGGAUUAUCGACGCAGCACUGAGGAUUAUCGACGCAAGGAGGGGGAUGAGCAGGAAAACGAUAGCAUCUACGUCCAUGGCUCGUUAAUAUUUUUCCGGGGGACUGGAUGAAGGGAUCGAUUGCAGUCCUGAGCUGGCAAAACAGCAACGUGAGGAGCUGCAAGGGUUAUUGCUUCAGUAUAGCGAUUGCUUCUCAAGUGGGCUCAGGGACAUUUAUUGGUGGCCCAUGAGGGGAAAGAACUAGCACGAUCCAGUUCUACGAACAAUCCAGCUAAGUCAAGCUAAGUGAAAACUAUAUAAUAAAUCAGAAAAUCAGUAUAUUCAGUCAAUAAUAGUCAAGAUAAUUAUUCGACGUGUUCGGCACGGCAACAUCGCAUCGCGGCGCCCUCAAGAACGAAGCGGUCAAACCGGCAUGCGGCCGGCGCCCGGCUCAAGUCACCGACGCAUCGGCGCAAGUACGUCAGUGAAUCAGUGUUAUACGUAAUACGUAACGUAGUUAAUAAUUUUUCUAAUUAUAAUAUCAGUAAUUUAUCGUGUACUUUGUAAUUCAGUUUAGGUACACUGUAGUGCAUUUGUCAGUUAACGAUAGAAUAGUUAGUUAGUGUAAGUCAGUAAAUAAUAAGUCAUAUCAAUACAUAAUAUUAUUCAUUAUUACUAGAUCAGAUGUCUUCUAAGGGGCUAUUGAAGGCUAAGGCUCAGUUUCAGUCGCGUUACGCGAUAUUGACUAACGCGUUUAAAUCAGUUCAAGAUGUCAACCCUUCAUCAGCCACAGCCGCUGCCCAGCGGCAGUUCAGUACGUACUUCCCUCACAUGUUGGAGUGUUACGAGGUAAUUAUUACCAACAAAGCGGAGUUCGACGAGCCCGAGUUUGCGGCGGAGCUGGAGGCUAUUCAAACUCAGUUCAGCGAGGUGAGUGCAACGUCACUUAAAAUAGACGAAUUAAUGCUUUCACCAGCCUCACCGACGCGUUUACCCGUUUCAGACCAGCUGAAGGUCCAGCUGCAGGUCCAGCUGCCAGCCAUUAAGUUGCCUGAGUUCAGUGGCCAUAGCCUAGAAUGGCUUAAUUUCAGAGACUUGUUUCAGUCGUUGGUGGACAGUCAGCCAACAUUAUCAGAAUCAGAGAAACAUUAUUACCUCCGGACCUCACUCCGAGGUGAGGCGUUGAUGGUAAUUGGUCAUCUGCCCAUGGACGGCAGCAAUUAUCAGGGUGUCUGGUAAUUACUUAAGGCCAGGAAUGACAACUCACGGGUGCUCACAGAUCACUCUUAUUAUGUCCCAUUGCUAGAUUUUUAUGAGAAUUUAGGAAUUCCCACAAAACUUCCAAUUGUUCAUAAGAAACUCUUCGGGUUACAGACAUUGUUACGAAUUUUGAAACGUAUUUUAAGACGGUCACAAAGCGAAUGGUUUAUGCAAUGAGCGACGAAUGUUCCUCCUAUAGUAUUCAUAAUUAGGUACUACAAAAAACUUUCAACUUAGAUUAAAGUCCCCAUAAAUCAAUUUCAUUAAUACUUAAUAACAAUUCAAUUAUUCAUAAGUGGUAAGAGUGUACAGAAAAGGUUGUGAAUAUGUCAAAACUUUUUUGUUUCGUGUUAUAAAGUAGGUAGGUAUUAGUGAAGUUGCAAUAUCAUUAAAUCAUGUCAAGCAAAACUAUGUUCUUAAAAGUUAACAUUGUGAUAAGAUAAAAGUAUUGUAAAUAGCAUUUUUGUUAUUUUCGUAUAAAACGGAAAAACCGAUAAACUUUAAAAAUAUUUUAAUUUCGGAACGAACUUUUGUUUACAACUUUAUCAAACGGGGCAGAAACAAUGAAGCAGAGUCAGCUAAAUGUCGUCAGGCAAAGUGACUUCAUGGUACGGCAAAGUGACUUCAUGGUACGAAUUGAAAACCUGUCAGGUUCGACAAAAAGUUGAACUGCCUGGAACUUGGCAGAUUUCUAUAAAGUUCAUGGUUGGGCCCCUGGCCUACUACCUCCAAGUGCUUACUGUGUACUAGCGACUCCAGUGUAGCUCUACCAUGUAGGAAAUUUAUAAAUAUUUUAAUAAUAAUAUACCUGUAAUAAAUUGGGAGAAGGAAAUAAAUCCAGAGAUUUUAGAUUAAUUUAACUAAAUAAAUAUUUAGCCAAAAUUGUUGGGCUUAGCUCUAUAGGGUGAGACUAUAAUUAUGUUCAUGUUCUACCUGAGUCAAAUAGACAGAUAUAUGUGGCCAUCCGCGCAAAAGCGACCUAAACUUAUCAUAGUGAGUAUGGAGAUAAUGAGAUUUGAAUUUAUGUUUACACUGCUUCGUAAGCAGAAACAAUACGCGUAAAAAUUAUGUUUACAAAGGCAUCUGUUAUGGAUGGGUGGAACUAGGGAUAGGCCAGUUUUGCAUCAAAUUUUAUUAAGUUUUAAGUAAAUUGCAAUAUAUAAGCACGAAUAUGAAAAACUGUAGGUAAAGCCACUUUUGCGCUGGCAGCCUCAUAUAUAGUCACACUUUUUUUACAUAGAGGUAGGCAGUACGGUUCUGACACAUAUCUAGGCGAUAUAUUAAAAGUUUACAGUUUUCUCCAUCCACUUAUUGGAUUUAUUACCUUCUUCAAAUUUGUGAUUCAAUUAUUUUUGUAUAUUUUCCAGGAACCAUCAACAAGCAAAGGUUUUGGAAGGACUUGGAUGUGAAAAAGUUCACUGAACUUACACCUAAAAAGCAAAAGCUGUAUAAGAGAAGCAGAAAAAUCUAUCUGAAAUAAGGAGGCUCCGAAGAAAGUUUAAAGAUAUAAGUUCGCAUUUAACAUACCUACUCGUAUGUAUGAUCACUCUGCUAGCCGAUAUGGUAGUAUAUUGGGACGUUGACAAAUCCUAACAUAUUUUUAUUUAAAUCAGUGUUACAUUAAUAAUGUCAGGUGGCCCUGGCCUGUUACACAUUUCAUAAUCACUGAGAAGCGUUUCAGAUGUCAGCGAAAAAUUAGCAACAGUAUAAAACUGCAGCAUUUUAUUCUUGCGAUGAGUCAAAGCGAUUACUGCAGUGCUCCAUUUUUUGGUUUUCUUUUUGUAUGCAUUCUACUUAUGAUCAUUUUCCCGAAGACGAGUGCGAGGUUUGUUUGGGAGGAAAUAAUUAAUGGUUAUUGAAGAAAGUAUUAUUUCGUUUGAUAGAGAAUAGCGCUUACCGCAGUAGAAAAAGUGAAGGGAUAUCGCCAAAAAAGCAAAAUCCUGAAAAAUAAUCCUGUAGGUGUAAGUAAAAAUAUAAAAUAAUCAACGACUACUAAGUUGGGUCUCGUAAUAUAAGUUAUGUGAUCUCAAAUUGAUAAUGUUAUGUUUUUAAUACUUUUAUGUGUAUAACAAAAGGUUCAAUAAAUCUUAAAGAUUAAUAA
Bombyx mori (domestic silkworm) is the source of this 24458-nucleotide messenger RNA. RefSeq lists its product as uncharacterized. NCBI's taxonomy places the organism in Eukaryota, Metazoa, Arthropoda, Insecta, Lepidoptera, Bombycidae. The transcript is spliced from 2 exons. The record is from RefSeq and is a predicted model, not a curated record. The coding region runs from base 1 to 1137 and encodes 378 amino acids.